GCAAGAGGCGGGGACUGAUUAAGACUUGCAUUUACAGUAGCUCAGAUGCAUCGGGCAUAGACGUGACGAGUUACAUCCCCAGUCUCUGAACAGUUUUUUCUCCUGGGGGUCGAUGCAGAUAUUUUGUUUGGGUCAGUCAAAGUUGCCAAGUGACCCGACGUCAGAUAAAAUCGGUUCGACCGAGAGAAGAGGACACUGGACGCGAAGAAGCGUUUAGACAGUGUUUACGGAUGGAUGCUGAAUGGAUGUAACGUUGACGAAACACUUCACAGAUGAAUGUCAUGAGGUUGCAGCUGGGCGGGUCUUCAUCUGCUGGCUGAAAGUCAUUUUGUAAUCAGAUCAAUAUCUGCUGGGAUGCCUCAGACAUGAUGGGCCAUUAGGCUCCAAAGAGUCCUGCAUGAAAUCGCCUACUCUCUGCCUUGAAACCAUUUGACCAUCACAUGUGGCUUUAUGAGAGGAGCGUCACAGACUGAUUUUGGAUCAGAAUGAACUUUGCCUCUAGCUGUUUUGUAUCCAAACACAUUGUGCAUCAGUAGGAGUGCUGCACAUGCUCAGUCGGGCCUGUCUGGUGUUUUGUAGUAUCAGCAGGAAGCAGUCCUUCCUCCUCCUCCUCUCUUCUCCAGGAGCAUGCCCUCUGAGCCUCCUCCCAGCUCUCAGGACAUGCUGACAGGACAGAGGCUGUGUCAGUCCAAAUCCCACCAGGACUCUGUCCUCUCUGCCCUUAAUCAGCAGCGCAACGACGGACUGCUCUGCGAUGUCACCCUGGUCGCCGGGGAGCAGAAGUUCCAUGCUCACAAGGCAGUCCUGGCAGCCUGCAGUGAUUACUUCCGGGCCAUGUUCAGUCUGUGCAUGGUGGAGAGUGAGGCAGAUGAGGUAACUCUCCAGGGUGUGACUAGCGUGGGACUGAAGCACGCACUGGACUUCGCCUACACAGGCCAGAUCAUGCUGGAGCCAGGAGUGAUACAAGAUGUACUGUCUGCUGGAAGCCACCUUCAGCUGCUGGAACUGCUCAGCCUCUGUUCUCACUAUCUCAUUCAGGAGCUGAACAGUUUUAACUACCUGGACCUAUACAGGCUGGCAGACCUCUUCCACUUGCCGGCCCUAGAGGAAGCAGUGGUGGGCUUUCUGGUGGAUCACCUCUCUGAGCUGCAGAGGAACAGACAAGAGGAAGUGCUGCUCCUACCUUAUCGGCUCCUCAGGGAAGUGCUAAAAAGCGACCGCCUCACCUCCCUCAGUGAAGAGGAGAUAUGGCAGUUUCUGGUGCGUUGGCUGGAGCACGACUGCGGAUACCAGUACAUGGAGGAACUGCUGCAACACGUGCGCUAUGGCCUGAUGGAGGUCUCCGCCCUGCACUGUGUGGCCAACAGCCACCCCUUCCUCAACUCCAGCAGCACCGUCGCCGCCCUGGUGGAGGAGGCGUUGGACUACCACCGGUCCGUAUUUGCACAGCCUUUAUGUCAGACGGCACGGACCACACCCCGCUUUCAGUCAUUGACCCUGUAUAUCGUCGGCGGGCGCAAACGGGAGGUCAGCCGCGUACGGGAACUGCGGUUCUUCAACCCUUCCGUGCAAGAGCACUUACGCGUUGCCGGGGGUUCGAACUGGAGUGAGUUGGCACCUAUGCCUGCUGGACGAAGUCACCACUGUGUGGCUGUUAUGGGCAACUUCCUGUUCGUGGCCGGCGGGGAGGUGGAACACGCCACCGAACGGACGUGUGCGGUGAGGACGGCGUGCCGGUACGAUCCGAGGGUGAACCGCUGGACUGAUAUUGCACCGAUGAAGGCGUGCAGGGAGCACUUUGUGCUGGGAGCUCUGGGACAGUAUCUUUACGCCGUCGGGGGGAGGAACGAACUGAGGCAGGUUCUGCCCAGUGUGGAGCGCUACUGUCCCAAGAGAAACAAGUGGACCUAUGUGCAACCGUUUGACCGCUCGCUGUCCUGUCAUGCAGGUUGUGUGGCGGACGGGCUGCUCUGGGUCUCAGGUGGUGUCACUAACACAGCUCAGUACCAGAAUCGACUGAUGGUGUAUGACCCAGGACAGAAUCAGUGGUUAGCACGCAGUCCCAUGUUGCAGAGGAGGGUGUACCAUGUGAUGGUGGCAGUAAAAAGGCAGCUGUAUGUGCUGGGGGGGAACGAUCUGGACUACAACAAUGACCGCAUCCUGGUUAGACACAUUGACUCUUACGACAUAGACAUGGACCAGUGGACACGCUGCACAUUCAGUCUCCUCACAGGCCAAAAUGAGGCAGGAGUGUCUGUCCAUGAUGACAGAAUCUAUGUGGUUGGUGGAUAUUCAAUCUGGACAAAUGAACCACUUGCCUGCAUUCAGGUGCUAGAUGUGAGCACCAAGGGGAAAGAGGAGGUUUUUUACGGGCCGACGCUCCCAUUUGCUUCGAAUGGAGUGGCGACAUGUUUCUUGCCUGCACCGUACUUCACCUGCCCCAACCUGCAGACCCUACAAGUGCCACAUCACAGGAUAGGAGCUCUCUAACCUCUCCGCUCAUAACUCAAGCACAUUCCCACAAACACACUAUGAACCAAUGAAAUCAUGUGAGAGCUUAUUGUACUUCCACAAAUUGUGACUGGUGGAUGAAACUGUCGUUGAUCAUAUAUUGAUCUCGUAGAGCCAGUGUUCUGAUGGAUGUGGAAACCUUCGAAAAGAAGUUUAAAGAGUUUUUUAUUGUCAAGCUUCACUGACAUUCAUGCAUUUCUGAACUGGAUGUGCUGUGGUGCUGCACCAUGCUAAUACAGUUUAACAAGCAGCGUGUAAAUCUGUCAGAAUGAUUAAGAGCCACUUCUUGGCCCAGUCCCAAAUGGUGCACUUGAUGUGAACCUGUGGUCCGUCAAGUACACAAGAUUGCAGGUUGUCCCAUUUAUCAUUUUAACAUAAAAAGGGUGUUCAUACCUCACAGUGAACUUUACUCAACAAUCCAUGCAGAAUUAAAUCAAAAGAAAUACGCAAGAGUGGCAUUUGGGACAUGGCCGAAGUGUUAAGGACCUGUUUUCAUAGAUUCUUAGACUCCAUCCACUCUCCAUUCAGACCUUAAUGUUCUGCUGCUUUUAUCCACAUGUCAUUUCUCAGCCUGUGACAAACUGUACUUUUAUCAAAACUCAGGAUGAAGACCAUACAAUUGUUUACUGAAUGUGUAUGACCACAGCUGGCGACAAAUGCACACACAGCAUCUUCACAAUCUGCAUCAAUGGUGGCAUCUUGACUGUUCUCCAUCCCACCACCAGAAACCCAUUCCAUAAGAAAACAUGUAAGGGCACACUUUUUUUUUUACAUAAUGCCUCUAA
Sinocyclocheilus anshuiensis is the source of this 3296-nucleotide messenger RNA. RefSeq names its product kelch-like protein 32. The coding region runs from base 628 to 2490 and encodes 620 amino acids. The record is from RefSeq and is a predicted model, not a curated record. Gene Ontology annotation, molecular function: protein binding. The transcript is spliced from 13 exons. Lineage: Eukaryota; Metazoa; Chordata; Actinopteri; Cypriniformes; Cyprinidae.